CUGUGGCUGCUUACUGCCAAGUGCCUAAGGCAUGUUUCGAGGUAAUCUCCACGUGUGUAGUGUGUUGCACCAUAAUCGAAUCAUGCAAACUGGAAGGUCAUUGCUAAGUCCUUAACCAUAACUACUAAGUAAAAGCUUCAGCAAUAAUACAAGAUGUCUUUUGCCAAGCGUGACACAUUGCGUGAGAUUGAGCAGGAGGUCCAGCGUCGCUGGGAGGCAGAGGGUGUGUUCUAUAUGGAUGCCCCUUCCGAGGACCAAGUAGGGGAUAAGUUCGAUCACUCCAACAAAUACUUUGUGACGUUCCCCUAUCCCUACAUGAACGGCAGACUCCAUCUUGGACAUACUUACACCAUUCUCAAGUGCGAGUUUGCCGUGGGUUACCAACGUCUCAAAGGAAAGAGAUGCCUCUUCCCAUUCGCCUUCCAUUGUACUGGCAUGCCUAUCAAGGCAUGUGCAGACAAGCUCACACGUGAUAUGGAGGAGUUUGGUUACCCGCCAGUGUUCCCUCAAGAGGAGGUGAAGCCAGCUGAGCCCACCAAACAGGUAGACCCUACCAAGAGAGUCAAGAAGGUCAAUAGCAAGGUGGCUACCAAGGGAGGAGGGGGCGUCCAUCAGUGGGACAUCAUGAAGAGCCUCGGACUCAUGGACGAGGAAAUUAAGAAGUUUGCUGACUCCGCCCACUGGCUCACGUACUUCCCCCCCAUCACUCAGGCGGAUCUCAGGGCUCUUGGAGUCAGGGUGGACUGGCGUAGGUCAUUCAUCACCACGGAUACCAACCCAUACUAUGACAAGUUUGUCCGCUGGCACUUCAACACUCUGAAGGAGCGCGGCAAGAUCAAGUUCGGGAAGAGGUAUACAAUAUUCUCCCCUCAAGACGGUCAGCCGAGCAUGGACCACGAUCGAGCGUCCGGGGAGGGAGUGGGACCACAAGAGUACACUGUCAUCAAGAUGAAAGCCCUGGAGCCCUACCCACAGAAACUGAGUUCCCUGGCUGGGACCCCUGUGUUCCUGGUGGCGGCCACACUGAGACCAGAGACAAUGUAUGGACAAACCAACUGCUGGGUACGACCAGACAUGAACUACAUUGCCUUCAAGACAAAAGACGGAGAGGUUUUCAUCAGCACUAAGAGGGCAGCUACCAAUAUGGCCUAUCAAGGAUUCACAAAAGAGUUUGGAAAGUUUGAGAUCGUUCUCAAUAUCAAGGGGGAGGAUAUUUUAGGGCUCCCGCUGAAAGCUCCACUGUCUGUGUAUGAUGUGGUCUACACUCUGCCCAUGCUCACUGUCAAAGAGGACAAAGGUACGGGGAUUGUGACCUCUGUACCUUCGGACUCCCCUGAUGACUACGCUGCUAUCAGGGAUCUCAAGAAAAAACCGGCCUUCCGUGAGAAGUUUAGAGUGAAGGAUGAGAUGGUUAUGCCCUACGAGCCAGUGGCCAUUAUAACCAUUCCUGAGAUGGGCAAGUUUUGUGCAGUGUACGCCUGUGACAAGCUAAAGGUGGCCUCACAGAAUGAUAAGCAGAAACUGGAGCAAGCCAAAGAGAUGACUUAUCUGAAAGCCUUCUAUGAAGGGGUGAUGACGAUUGGAGAGUUCAGUGGAGUCAAGGUACAAGAUGCCAAGAAGAAGAUCCAGGCCAAUAUGGUGGCUAACAAGGAGGCUAUUCUGUACCAGGAGCCCGAGAGAGUCGUCAUCUCUCGCUCUGGGGACGAGUGUGUUGUUGCACUCUGCGACCAGUGGUACCUUGAUUAUGGUGAUGAUGAGUGGAAGGGACAGACAAGAACUGUUCUGGAGGGAGUCAGAACCUAUUCGGACGAGGCUAGGAACAACUUCCUGGGCACUCUUGAUUGGCUGGAGGAGCACGCCUGCUCUCGCUCGUACGGACUGGGCACUCGUAUCCCCUGGGACGAGAAGUACCUCAUCGAGUCACUAUCAGACUCUACCAUCUACAUGGCUUACUACUCUGUGGCCUACCUCCUGCAAGGGGGCGUGGUUGACGGGUCAAAGACCGGCCCACUAGGCAUAAGACCUGAGCAGUUGACGAAGGCUGUGUGGGACUACAUCUUCUUUGGAGGAGAGCUACCACAAUCAGACAUACCAGCUGAUCACCUCAAGAAGCUCCGCAAUGAGUUUGACUACUGGUACCCACUGGACCUACGUGUGUCAGGCAAGGACCUCAUUCAGAACCAUCUCACCUACUUCCUGUACAACCACCAGGCCAUCUGGCCCACCCCUGUGAGGGGAGAGGAGCGUUGUCGAUGGCCCAACGCCAUCAGGUGUAACGGUCACCUCAUGCUCAACUCAGAGAAGAUGUCAAAGUCGACUGGCAACUUUCUGACAAUGAGUGGGUCAGUAGAAAGGUUCACGGCUGACGGCACUCGUCUAGCUCUCGCUGAUGCUGGGGACACACUUGAGGAUGCCAACUUCAUGUUUGAGAUGGCAGACGCUGGGUUGCUCAGGCUCUACUCUCAGGUAGAGUGGAUCAAGGAGAUGGUAACAAGUCAGGAGACCCUCCGCUGUGAUUCUCGGGACAACUUCAAUUAUCAAGACCGUAUCUUUGACAACGAAAUGAACCAUCUCAUCAGGUUGGCUGACGAGGCCUACGAGAACAUGAUGUAUCGUGAUGCCCUCAAGAGUGGAUUCUAUGACCUCCAGACUGCCCGUGAUCAUUACCGUGACAUCACAGCUGCUGGAGACGGAAUGAAUUGGGUCGUGGUGAAGAAAUUCAUUGAGAUCCAAGCUCUUCUCUUGUGCCCCUUCUGUCCACACAUCUCAGAGCACAUCUGGACCCUGCUUGGAAAGACGGAGACCAUCAUGAAUGCAGUGUGGCCGGUGGCUGGGGAAGUAGAGCUGUUUCUCCUCAAGGAGGCUGACUACCUCACAUUCGUAUCUCACGAGUUUAGAGUACGGCUGAGGAAGAUGAUGGAUAUGAAGGGGAAGAAGUCUGGGUCAUCUGCUCGACCUGAGUAUGGUGUAGUGUACGUUGCUCUCGAGUAUCCUAAAUGGCAGCACCAGGUGUUGGUGAAGCUGAAAGAGAUGUGUGGUGUUAACGGCAAUCCUAGUCUACCUCCUAAUAAAGAGGUCUUAGAGAAGCUUAAAACCAUACCAGAUGUCAAGCCUUACAUGAAGAAACUCAUGCCUUUUGUUGCUAUGGUGAAGAGUGCCCUCGGGGAGAAAGGAAUGGAGGCUCUGGACUUGAGAGUUCCCUUUGAUGAGAAAGCCACUCUGGAGAGAAACAUUAACUAUCUUGUCCGAUCUCUUGACCUGAAAGAGAUUUGGGUAAAGAGUGUGUCAGACUCAACAGAGGCUAAGAUUGCGGACGAGUGCAUUCCUGGAAAGCCCAUCACUGUCUUUACUGCACAACCAUAUGAGCAAUUCGUCCUAGUCACGAUGGUUAACCCCCAAGUCUCGACCCCCUACUUCACGGUGCAACUGCCAGUUUACAAUGGAGACAAACACUCACAGGUGGUGGACCGUAUCCGUAGGACAAGCGGUGUCCCCGGCAACCUCAAGAUGGAACUUUUUCGAUACGAGACCGACUCCCGUUCCAUCCCCGUGUACGGAGCAACAAAUGAGGUGGAAAGGAUUGGACAUGAGGCCAAGUUCCAGCUGUCAAGUGGGUCUCUGGUGUUGGUCGAUGGAGACACCUCACAAUCCCUUGGCACUCACAUGCAAUACACUGUGGACAUGUCUUAAAUGAACAAUUUAUGUUAUUUUGGAAUAAUAUUAUUGUUUAAAAACAGCUGAUUUUUGAUCGAUGCAUAUAUAAAAAGAAGUACAAAUACUGACUAUUGUUUUGUUUGUUAUGACUGUAUUUUUUGAGUGAUGGUGUGAAUGUUUAUAACUGUUCUUCAUGAUUGAAAUAUGUUUUCUUAGGA
Molecule: messenger RNA, 3872 nt
Organism: Halichondria panicea
Lineage: Eukaryota; Metazoa; Porifera; Demospongiae; Suberitida; Halichondriidae
Product: leucine--tRNA ligase, cytoplasmic-like
Exons: 22
Coding region: 154-3690 (1178 amino acids)
Biological process (GO): leucyl-tRNA aminoacylation
Molecular function (GO): aminoacyl-tRNA deacylase activity; leucine-tRNA ligase activity; ATP binding
Source: RefSeq, a predicted model, not a curated record